This is a messenger RNA of Tripterygium wilfordii, 995 nucleotides long. Its product is annotated as membrane steroid-binding protein 2-like. Gene Ontology annotation, cellular component: endomembrane system; membrane. Lineage: Eukaryota; Viridiplantae; Streptophyta; Magnoliopsida; Celastrales; Celastraceae. The record is from RefSeq and is a predicted model, not a curated record. Bases 80 to 760 code for a protein of 226 amino acids. The transcript has 2 exons.
UCAUCUCGACAUCUGUGGAGUCCAUUAGAAAUCUCUACCUUCCCACCGCUCUCUCUCUCUCUCACGCACAGUCGAAGUAAUGGCUCUGCAACUAUGGGAGACUCUCAAGGAGUCAAUUACAGCCUACACGGGUCUUUCUCCGGCAACUUUCUUUACAAUUUUGGCUCUGAUGUGGGCCGUAUACUAUGUGGUGUCGGGGUUUUUUGAGUCGCCUGGUCAACAUCAUCAAGAGAGGUCCAGAAACUUCGAGGAGCAGAUGGAGCCCUUGCCGCCUCCUGUCCAGCUCGGCGAGGUCACCGAGGAGGACCUUAAGCAGUACGAUGGCUCCGAUCCUAAGAAGCCCUUGCUCAUGGCUAUUAAGGGCCAGAUCUAUGAUGUUUCACAGAGCAGGGUGUUCUAUGGACCUGGUGGGCCUUAUGCAUUGUUUGCUGGGAAGGAUGCAAGUAGAGCACUCGCUAAGAUGUCUUUUGAAGACCAAGACUUGACUGGGGAUAUCUCUGGUCUUGGUCCAUUUGAAUUGGAGGCUUUGCAGGACUGGGAAUACAAGUUCAUGAGCAAGUAUGUUAAGGUUGGAACUAUUAAGAAGGACGAUCUAGUCGCUGAUGGAGCCUCUUCGGAAGAACCUGCAGCCCCUACAGAACAUGAUGUGGCUAAGCCUGCAGAACAUGAUGCCGCCAAGCCUUCUGAGAAUGGACCGUCAGAAGCUGCAACCGCUGGAGCUGAGGAGACUGCUUCUGCUAGUGAUGUUAAAGAGGAGUAAUUGCUUAGAUCAAAGUCGUGGGUUCUUGAUCUAGUUUCACAUAUAUUAAGCUUUUUUGUCUAGAAUACUCAGCUCACUUGCUACCUUUGGUGUUAAUUUGCUAUAUAAUAAAUUGGCAUGUUAAGCUCGGGCUAUUUAGGUUUGGACGACAGUUGUUUUCUUAGUUUCGCUUUUGUAUUACAUUAUGGAUUGCUUUAUGGAAUGAUUGAAAAAUUCUGGCCAUGCUUCAUUAGCA